AUGACCAUGAAAAUGGUACAGGAAGACUACCAGUUACAUGGAACCAUAAUUCAUAAAGGUUUCAAAGGUGACCAGAAUAAAAUUAACAGUAGUGAGGGAAUUAUGCUCACCUAUUUAAUUAAAGAAAAGAAAUGCAGCGCGUUCCACUCGAGUAUUCCAAUCACAAGCAUUAGCUCCGAGGGACAAAGGACCUUUGACAGCUCCCGCGGAGGAGCAACAUGGAGCAAUCAGCCGCGGCCAAGAGCUGUCACCCUGAACUUGUCAAGUGUCAACUAUCUGGGAAGCCCUAUCGGUUUCCGAGUGGGUAUUUGGUGGAAACUAAAACAGCUACUUGAACAUUUUUAUGUUUGUGAAGGCUGGAGCAUUCCUCGUGGUCUCAUUUACCAGUUUUACCUGGAAUAUUGUAACCACAGUAGAUUAAACCCAAUAAAUGCAGCUACCUUUGGGAAGCUUGUUCGUUCAGUGUUUAGUGAUCUGAGAACUAGGCGACUGGGUACAAGAGGGUGUGCAAGAUAUCACUAUGAAGGAAUAUGCGUGAGACCACAUUCUCAUCUAUAUGGUCGGUACUCAUCUCUGAUGACCAAUAAACAAUUUGAAAGGGGUGGAAACAAGUCCCGAGAUCACAACUUCUGCUCUUUUCCUCUUGAAUUUGCUGAACAAGCAGUGACAGAAAGUUUUUGUGGUUCUACCUGCGAAUUAACACGGUUUACUUCCUGGGAGCAAGAAUUAGAGAAAAAAUAUUCUACUCAAAUGUUUACUGUAGUUGCAGAUUCAUAUUAUAACCACUGCCAGGAAAUCCUGCAGCAUAUUAGAAGCAAUCAACUUGACAAGGUCAGAAAUCUCCUUUCGUUGUUCUGGGAGUCAUUCACAUAUGAUGCCAUCAAUACAUCCUUCCCAGAUAUAUGCCAGCUUUUCUGCUCUUAUGAUGCACAGCUGUACAAGAUUAUAGAAGAAAUUCUUCUUCGCGAUUUUCUAGGUGACUUUUCUGUCCAACAUCUUCAGAGUGCUAGAUACUUUGCCAAAAAGUUUAAAAGUUGGCUAACUGAUGCACUGGAGGGCACACCAUUGCUACUACAAUCACUGAAAAUGAGAGCAGCAAAUAUGUUUGUCAAUCGACUACGAAGAAGAACUUGUAUUUGCAAUCUAGCAAAGAGCAUGCACAUAGUUUUAAAUAAUCAUAGAAUGGUCAGCACUUUAAGAACUGACCUGCGUGCUAUUAUUAGUCAGGGGCUGUUGAAUAUCCCGAGCAAAUCUACAAAAACAUUAAACUGUUCACUAGAAGAAGUGGGCUGCAGUUUUGAAUGGAAAUGUUUUGAUAGUUUGUUAGCUUUGCUGGAUACUGCAGCAGAUAUUAGAGCUUACUUUCAGUGUGUGUCAACCCUUGUGCAUCUCUUUGUGUUUCAGCCCAGCAACUUCAGGGGAGAAGAGUUCACACAGUUAGCUGCAAAUUUCCAGCUGAGAUGGAACUACUUCCUGUCUGCGAUAAGUCGUGCUUUAACACUGUCAAACGCAGAGUCAUUUGGAUCUUGGCACUUGGUGAAUCUUCUCAUUUCUGAGUACUUGACUCAUGUACUUCAGUCCUACAUGGAAGAAGAGAUGGAAAAAUCAGUACCAGAAAGAAUGGAUCAACUUUCACAUGACACAAUUCAGGAACCAGACUUAGAGUCCGUUCUUAAAAAAUAUUCAGUGCCAUCGGAGUCGCUUAACGUAAAAUCAGAACAAACGGGUGACAAAGACCUUAAUCUGCAAAACAUUACAAUCAAACCUUUGGGCUUUAAGGUUGAUACAUUGACUGGCAACAAGUUAAUUCAGGUGUUGGUUGAAGAUGAGCCAAGUAAAAGUACUCUUAAACUGAAUCUGUCAUUAGGGAAGAAAGCAGUUGUCACUUUAAAGAAUGGUCAGACAUUUGAAAUCCACACUUCCAGGAUGCAGCAAUAUGUUGCUGGUGAUGUGCAAACAUAA
Molecule: messenger RNA, 1962 nt
Organism: Carcharodon carcharias (great white shark)
Lineage: Eukaryota; Metazoa; Chordata; Chondrichthyes; Lamniformes; Lamnidae
Product: DNA-binding protein RFX8-like
Exons: 17
Coding region: 1-1962 (653 amino acids)
Biological process (GO): regulation of transcription by RNA polymerase II
Molecular function (GO): DNA-binding transcription factor activity, RNA polymerase II-specific; RNA polymerase II cis-regulatory region sequence-specific DNA binding
Source: RefSeq, a predicted model, not a curated record